AUGGGAUGGGUCGGUGAUUCUCGUGGAAUUCUUUCCAGGCAAGGAAGGUAUUUGAGGGUUUCAGAAGACCACAAGCCUGAUCGUCCAGAUGAGCGCAAAGCCGUGGAAGCAAGGGGAGGGCAUGUCAUUUUCAGGGGAACUUACAGAGUUGCUGGCCCGACGGCUCUCGCUGUGAGCCGAGCUAUAGGCGAUAUUUUGAUGAAAGAGCCGAGGAAACUUGUCACUUCAGAUCCAGAGAUCAAGACCAUAGAGCUUCUACCACAAGACGAGUUUCUUGUCAUGGCGUCGGACGGACUUUUCGACGUUAUGCGAGACCAGUGUGUGAUUGAGACUGUAAGCAAGCACAUACGCGAGAACAAAAGUUGCAAAGGCGCCGCUGACAAGUUAACGGAGAUGGCGAUUGAGAAAGGAAGCUUGGACAAUGUCACUGCGCUAGUGGUGCAGUUCUUAUGGAGCUCUACGGAUGAUUGA
This is a messenger RNA of Guillardia theta CCMP2712, 471 nucleotides long. RefSeq lists its product as hypothetical. Lineage: Eukaryota; Cryptophyceae; Pyrenomonadales; Geminigeraceae. Gene Ontology annotation, biological process: protein dephosphorylation. Bases 1 to 471 code for a protein of 156 amino acids. Gene Ontology annotation, molecular function: protein serine/threonine phosphatase activity. The record is from RefSeq and is a predicted model, not a curated record. The transcript has 5 exons.